Molecule: messenger RNA, 2565 nt
Organism: Oppiella nova
Lineage: Eukaryota; Metazoa; Arthropoda; Arachnida; Sarcoptiformes; Oppiidae
Source: the annotation of a GenBank genome assembly
AUGUUAGGUAGGACUGACCCACCCGUCCGGCCAAACAUAAUAAUACUGGUGGCGGACGACCGGGGAUGUGGUGAUGUGAGCUACCACUCGGAUCAGAUACUGACCCCUAAUAUCGACACCCUGUCCGAUAACAGUAUACUACUGAACAACUACUACACGUCACCGGUAAAUGGCAUUUGGGUUUCUAUCGGCACGAGUUUGCCCCGACCUACCGGGGCUUUGGGCUACUGGUCCGGAUCGGGCGACCACUACGAGCACACGGCCCUCGAGGACAAGCGCUUCUGGGGACUGGACUUCCGGAAUAACAUGGAUCUCAUCACAAACCCCACCGGAAUCUACUCGACCCACUAUUUCACCGACAGGUCUACCGUUCACGCGAGCCUCUCGUAUGACAGGCUACAGGCGCCCCAGAAGUCAAUAGGACAGAUAGUCCGGGCCCUAAAUGACCGGCAAAUACUAACAAACAGUAUUGUGGUGUUUGUGAGCGAUAACGGGGGAGCGGUAAAUGGCUUCAGAGGAAACGCUGCCUCGAAUUGGCCCCUAAGGGGUGUUAAGGCGACCCUCUGGGAGGGCGGCAUCAGAGUUCCGGCAUUUAUAUGGAGUCCUCUACUCAACAAAACGGGUUACGUAUACCAGGCGCUCAUACAUGUGUCGGAUGUCAUGCCCAUUAUAUUAGAGACUAUCGGUGAUCAUGUUCUUGAAAUCGCAAUCAAAACAAAAACACCGAUCUAUGGCCAGUCGCAGUGGAAAACACUUUCGUACGAUAGGCCGUCCCCUCGUUCAGAGCUCGUCCAUAAUGUGGACCCCAUUGCUGGCGAUCAACCAAAACAGGUAUCGCACCGGGAUUUAAAGCAAUGGAUCCAACAUGUGAUCCCGUGUUACAUGACUACGCUUGAAGUUGUUGGAGGGAUAGGGACUACUCAUCAUUAUGAGAGGGGAACUGGAUUUUCUGAGGGACAGACUGAACCACCCGUCCGGCCAAACAUCAUAAUACUGGUGGCCGACGACCUGGGAUGGGGUGAUGUGGGCUACCACUCGGAUCAGAUGCUGACCCCAAACAUCGACACCCUGGCAGCCAAUGGUAUACUACUGAACAACUACUACACGUCACCGGUAUGUUCACCGAGUCGGGGGGCACUCCUAACCAGUGUCCACCCGAUUCACAGUGGACUACAAAACUAUGUGAUUUUAACGGCCAGUCCGUGGGGAAUGCCGUUGGAUAUCAAAACAUUGCCGCAAUAUCUCAAAAGUUACGAUUAUAGCACACAUGCCAUAGGUAAAUGGCAUUUGGGUUUCUAUCGGCACGAGUUUACCCCGACCUACCGGGGCUUCGACUCGCACGUGGGCUACUGGUCCGGAUCGGGCGACUACUACGAUCAUACAGCCCUCGAGGACAGACACUUUUGGGGACUGGACUUCCGGCAUAACAUGGAUCUCAUCACAAAUGCCACGGGAAUCUACUCGACCAACUAUUUCACCGACAGAUGCCUACAAGUCAUAUCAGAUCACAACACAUCUCAACCCCUGUUCCUAUACGUGGCCUACCAGGCCGUUCACGGGGCUAACAAUUACGCCAGACUACAGGCGCCCCAGAAGUACAUCGAUAUGUUCACUCAUAUUAAGUCUAUGGACCGCCGGAUAUUCGCCGCUAUGGCUUACGCUAUGGAUGAGUCCAUAGGACAGGUAGUCCGGGCCUUAAAUGACCGGCAAAUGUUGGCAAACAGUAUUGUAGUGUUUGUGAGCGAUAACGGGGGGCCGGCCAGUGGUUUCACAGGAAACGCUGCCUCGAAUUGGCCCCUAAGGGGUGUUAAGGCGACCCUCUGGGAGGGCGGCAUCAGAGUUCCGGCAUUUAUAUGGAGUCCACUACUCAACAAAACGGGUUACGUAUCCCAGGCCCUAAUACAUGUGUCGGAUGUCAUGCCCACUAUAUUAGAGGCUAUCGGCGCUCAUGAUCUCGAAAAUCGCAGUCAAAACAAAACUACAAAAACUCCGAUCUAUGGCCAGUCGCAGUGGAAAACACUUUCGUACGACAGGCCGUCCCCUCGUUCAGAGCUCGUCCAUAAUGUGGACCCCAUUUGGAACGUGUCGGCCAUCAGGUCAGGGGACUGGAAGCUCAUCCAAGGCCUGGUGUUCCCCGACUGGUCUGAAUGGUACCCACCCUUUGGUGGUGUCCCAGACCUUGAUAAUGAUGGCACAUAUCAUAGUAACUUCCAAUCGCUCCGGAAUUUGCAUCGAUUUAGUUGCCUAUCAUAUCAAGUGCUCAAAGAUAUGGACAGACAUCCAGAUUAUGAUAUAUUAAGGGAUGGUAUCCUUGAUUGCGGGGUAAAGCCGGUGAACGCGUCCACCAAUUGUCGGCCAGACAUUGAUUUAUGUCUGUAUGACGUGAAGGCUGAUCCCUGCGAGUACCACAACGUAGCGGAUAAGUAUCCAGAAGUGGUUAAGGAGUUAUGGCAUAAAUUACUGGCGAUCAACCAAACAGCUGUCACACCGGGAACUAAACCAAGUGAUUCAACAUGUGAUCCCGUAUUGCAUGACUACGCCUGGAGUUGUUGGAGGGAUGACUAG